Molecule: messenger RNA, 3266 nt
Organism: Lingula anatina
Lineage: Eukaryota; Metazoa; Brachiopoda; Lingulata; Lingulida; Lingulidae
Product: lipase maturation factor 2
Biological process (GO): protein maturation
Cellular component (GO): endoplasmic reticulum membrane
Source: RefSeq, a predicted model, not a curated record
CAAGGUCAUUUAGCCGGAUGUGUUGUUAGGCUCCACAUUGUCAGUGUUUUUGUGAGUUACGCAUCGGUUACCUUACAUUUUAUUUGGCUAAAAUGGCAGAAUUAAGAAGGACGAGAGAUCUCUUCCUGCGAUCAAUGGCAGUUAUAUAUAUGUUUGCAUUUUCGUCGCUUUACGUGCAAAUACCCGGCUUAUAUGGGGAUAAUGGAAUUUUGCCUGUUCGAAAUAUACUGCAGAAAGAACCCAAUUCAUUUGAUGAUUUUCAAAAGCAGCCAACAUUAAUACGACUCCUUCCAAAGCUUGGUUUGGAUAUUCAGUCCUCAAUGGAUUUUAUUGCCCUUCUUGGCAUUUGCCUAUCCUUCUCUGUGUUUGUAUCAGGGUACAUGCGUGGAAUGUUAUCAUUUACCUGUCUCUGGGCUUUGUAUUUUUCGCUUUUUCAGGUUGGACAGACUUUCCUUUGGUUUCAGUGGGAUAUUUUGUUGCUUGAGGCAGGCUUUCUUACCAUCCUGCUAGCUCCAGCGAUCCCAUGGAAAAAUGAAACUCUGAGCCCCCAUGACCAUGUCAUAUUUUGGUUGUUAAAGUGGUUACUGUUCAGAUUGAUGUUUGCAUCAGGAGUGGUCAAGCUGACAAGUGAAUGCCCAACAUGGUGGGGACUAACUGCUUUGAAUUGGCAUUAUGAAAGUCAGUGUCUGCCAACCCCCAUGGCUUGGUAUUUCCACCAGCUGCCUGAAUGGUUCCAGAAACUGUCAGUGGCUAUGACUUACAUCAUUGAGAUUCCUGUACCCUGGUUUUUCUUUUUACCAAUUAGAGGCCUGCGUAUAUUUGCUUUUUAUAACCAGGUUUUCUUCCAAAUACUUAUUAUCAUCACUGGAAACUACAACUUCUUUAACAUGCUGACCAUUGUUCUGUGUAUGAGCCUGUUAGAUGACCAGUACCUGACUGGCAGAAAACCUAAAUAUGUACCAAUAAAAAUUCCACUGGUUGGCCUUGUUUGGAAAGUGGCAAAAAUAGUCACAGCUGCUGGUUCACUUUCUGCGCUUUUGUACUACUCCAUUACCUUGUUUAACUUGAAGAUACGUCCAGAUUGGACUGUUGACUCAAAGAUAGAAUUUACUUUAUCGGAUUUAAAUGAAUUUCUGAAGAAGUCUGUACCUCUGUCUAUUGCUGUUGGUAUUAUGUCUCUUGGUUUUGAGACACUGAAGGCUGUUCUAAGUUCGUUAAAAAGACCAGGAUUGAAGAAGAUAGUGUCCUUGGUUGGCUGUGUAGUAUUUGGUAUAGCAGCAGUUGGGAUGUUUGCUGUAAGCCUGGUUCCACAUACAGUGAUUGAGAAAGAAACCAGAGGGAAGAUCCCUCCUGGUAUUAAGGCCAUACACUCAAAAGCCAUGGUCUACAGGCUGUCAAGUUCAUAUGGCCUAUUCAGAAGGAUGACGGGAGUGGGUGGACGCCCAGAAGUGAUAAUAGAGGGCAGUAACAGCAUGGAUUAUGGAUGGAAAGAAUAUGAAUUUUAUUACAAACCUGGCAAUGUUUCACGCAGACUACCAAUAGUUGCUCCUCACCAGCCACGUUUAGACUGGCAAAUGUGGUUUGCUGCUCUAGGAACCUACCAGCAGAACCCAUGGCUGGUGAACCUGGCAUACAGACUCCUAACUGGUCAGCCAGAAGUGCUGGAACUAAUCCAAUACAAUCCUUUCCCUGAUCACCCACCUAAGUAUAUCAGAGCUAAUUUAUUCCAUUAUCACUACACCAGCUGGGACAAAAAGAAAAAAAGAUAUUCUACUAAAAACUGGUGGUGGAGACAAAAGAAAAAUGACUACCUCCCAAUUUUGUCUAGUGACGAGGACUCAUUGGUGCAAUAUAUGAGGCAGCAGAACAUUAUAUAUAAACCUGAGAAGAAACCCCCAGCAAACAUGUUCAGGACAUUUGUGGAAUAUAUUCGAAAUAUGAUUGGCCAGAUGGAAGGUUUCACCUUUGUUGUCUCAAUAUUUACUGCAGCAGUAGCUGUUACCUUUUUAGGAAUAUUUUCACCAUAACAUUGUCAAAAUACUUCUCCUUGUAGAAGUUCUGAAGGCAUCCAAAGUUAAAUAAAAACAAUUUAUACAUACUUUUUGCUUACAAAUGAUUUUGUUAGCAAGUAUAUAAAAUGGUGCUGGUAAUGUAGACGUAAUGUAGACACAGCUGCAGUAACUCUGUGUUCACCUGUCAUUUGAUGCUCCUAUUGGAGAAUAUACUGCACUAGUAGCCUUGCCAGUAUCAAAUCUAGGAUGAAUUAUGCUUAUUCUGCUUCAAAAUUUUCAAGUUUUGAUAUAUAAAAUAAAAUUGGAAUGGACAAAUAUUGAUGAAAAGUCUAAAAAUCAAUUAAGGCUGUUGCAUCAUGUUAUUGGUCACAUUCAAGUAAUUUAUUUGUACUUGCUCAAAAGAAAGAAAAUUAACUUUAUUUAAGUUUGUUAUGCAUGAGUAUAAGUUUUUCUCUCAUUUAGAUAUUGUAGUACUGUAUGAAAUAUUUAAAAUGAAGUACAAUUUGAUGAGAUCUUUUAUGCAUUUUGUUAUAAGUACCAAGAAACUCUUCACUGGUCUUGUGUACUUUAAAAAUUUAAUGAUUCAAUGAUAGUGGUAAUAGCAGUGUACGUAGAUGCUGCCAUCCAGUUUCAAAAGGAUUUUAAUUAUAAUAACAAUACACAAGACAUUGUGUAAUCUUGCUGAAAAUGAUCUGAUAAUAUUCUGCUUCUAGAAACUUGAAGGGAUAAUGUAGGGGGUUUCAACGUAAAGAAAGUGGUAAAUUAUUAAUUUUCUAAAUUUAAUCUAUUUCAUUGAUAGAAAUUAGCAAAGUUGCUGGUGCCAUUUUGAUAUAUAUAUAUCCUGUUGCUUAUUGGCUUCUCUCCAUUACGUUCCUUAUCCAAGAGAUUAUAUUUAUUUUUUUCAGUUCGGACUUAAAGCUGAAUGAACAGUAAUGUGCAUGUACACUUUUAUUUGUGCAAAAAUGUUGUGUGGUGUUAUUGGAAAUUAUAUAUAUUUACAUAUAUUGUCUGAAAACAAAUUGUUGUUAUAAAUUGUUGUUAAGUGCCUAUUUUCAAGAAUGAUGUUUUCACCAAUAUGUACUAGUACAUUUAGUAGUCAAGUUACAUUUUGGUAUUUAUAUAAUCAAAAUGGUCAUAUGUAAAACACUUUCAUAUCCAUUUUUUUCAAAGAUCUUGAAUUUUAUGUUUUACUGGUACUUUGAUAUCCGUAUAUGUGUGUAUCAGCUUUUUUGACUGGGUGCCCAAUAAAACAUU